GUGCAUUAACGCUCAUUUCUUUAUAGAAUGGACUGAUGAAUGCUUGUUACUGUCCUCGAGCCGGCGACAAGCUCCUCCGAGUAAUGGUUCAUAAAAACGUCGGCCAUAACAAUCUGAAUAUCCUUCACUUUGGAGAUCUCGUAUUCGGAGUAUUCCCCAUGCUCGAGGGACAUAAUUUGUCGGGGGCAAUGCAUGGUGGUUCUUUGAACUCGGUUGAUGAUAUAAUGCAUUUGCUGCUGCAAGCUUUCGAGGGCGUUGCCUAUCUACACAGAAGUGGCAUUGCGCAUCGGGUCCUCUUUUUAACAAAAUUCAUUUUGGAAUGGUAUCCUCAAAGCAGCAAAUACAAGGUCUUCACUCGACCGCGCAUGUACAUCAUCGACUUUGAGACUGCCAUACAAUUCUCGAGCGACGAGAAGGAGCGUGUCACCAACACCUUCCCCGUAUCGAAUAGAUCCUGGUAUCGCCGCCCUUUGGCUCCAGAACUUGAAAUUCCUGACGUAACAUAUUGUCCGUUUCGAUUGGAUGUGUGGCAGAUAUCCACAGAUAUACUGCGGUUCAAGGUAGGUCUACUUUCGGCUACCGAGGUGUUCGAUAAUCCUCUCCAGAGACCCGACAUACAGGACGCGCUCGAUGCGCUAGCGAAGUGUAUGGGGGCUUUACUACUGAAAGAUCUUAUGGCGAUGAAAAUGCUGGAUAAUGAGUAUGACUUUGUCUAUGACGAAGAAACUCUUUGAUAGAGUUUAUGCCUGUAUACCCUGCUGCUUGCGUUGGCUAAGCCAGUGGUGUUUCACCACAUACGUCCCCCUGCAUGGAGUCUAACAUACCAGUUCUAGCGCCCUUUAAGCUUGAAAGUCCAAACCGCUCUACCAAAACCCUUGCAGCUAUAGA
Molecule: messenger RNA, 888 nt
Organism: Guyanagaster necrorhizus
Lineage: Eukaryota; Fungi; Basidiomycota; Agaricomycetes; Agaricales; Physalacriaceae
Exons: 6
Coding region: 36-734 (232 amino acids)
Biological process (GO): protein phosphorylation
Molecular function (GO): ATP binding; protein kinase activity
Source: RefSeq, a predicted model, not a curated record